This is a messenger RNA of Lolium perenne, 11569 nucleotides long. The record is from RefSeq and is a predicted model, not a curated record. Lineage: Eukaryota; Viridiplantae; Streptophyta; Magnoliopsida; Poales; Poaceae.
AAAUAGGAGCCGGAGGCAGGAGAGGCGACGAGAGGAGGCGGAGAGGGAGCAGGCUCGCACGCAGCAGGCCACCAAGGGGGAAGAACAAUAGCGAGAGAGAGAGAAAAAAAAUCAUUUCUUGGAGGCGAGCGAGGGGGGAGGGCGGGAUCGGCGUCGGAAUUCCGGCGAAUCGGCGGGAUCCGGCCGGGAUCUGCGCGGCGGAUGAGGGGCCGGCACAAUGAAAUGGUCCACAUUGCUCAGUAAGGUCGUCUUCGCUGGCCAGCCGCCGCCGCCGCCGCCGCCCGCCCCGGCGUCCCCGCUCAGCCAGCACAGCGACCACGCCGACGCCGCCACCCCGCGCCUCAGCUCCGCAUCCACCAGCGGGGGCAGCGGGCCCGCCGACGAAGCCGCCGGACCCUUCGACGGCUACUCGCCCUCCUCCGCCGCAACCAGGGGAAAAAAUGAACUGGAGUCAGACUUCAGAAGGUUCUGGGAAGAAUUCCGCUCUUCCAGCUCUGAAAAGGAGAAAGAAAGGGCCUUAAAUUUGGCAGUAGAUGUCUUCUGUAGACUAGUGAAGCAGCAGUCUAGUGUAGCUCAAUUAGUUGCGAACCUUUCUCAUGAUUGCUACAGGUUAGUAGAAGCACAUGUUUUUGCUUUCGUUAUUGGAAGGGCUUUUGUUACUGAUGUGGAGAAGCUAAGAAUCCACAGCAAAGGAAGAUCGUUGCAUGUUGAUGAUGUCAUUGGCUUCUUUUCUGAGAUCACAGAGCUUGGCAUAUGUCCAGGUUCAAACUUGUUAUAUGCAGUCGAAGUUCUCGUGACAGAGACUAUUGAUAAGCAGCCUUUGUUGGACUCUGGUAUUUUGUGCUGCCUGAUAUAUAUCCUCAAUUCCCUAUUGAGUCCUGAUGAAUCCUGCAAAAAAUCCUUACCCGUUGGGAGAGAAGGAUCAACAAGUGAGAAGAAUAAAGAUUGGGGUCCUAUGCAAUCUCGCCGGCUUGAGAUCGAGGGAAGUGUGGUGCAUAUAAUGAAGGCACUAGCGAGCCAUUCAUCUGCUGCACCAAGUUUAGUUGAAGAUGAUGCUCUACAGCUUCUAUUCCACAUGGUUGCAAAUGGUUCAGUGUCUGUAUUUUCUCAGUUCAGGGAGGGUCUUGUUCCUCUCCACACAAUUCAGCUUCAUCGCCAUGCGAUGCAGGUUCUUGGUCUUCUUCUCGCAAAUGACAAUGGGACUUCUGCAAAGUACAUAAGGAAGCAUCAGUUGAUUAAAGUGCUCCUUAUGGCCGUGAAAGAUUUCAAACCUCAAAGUGGUGAUGCUGCUUACACCAUGGGCAUUGUGGAUUUGUUACUGGAAUGCGUUGAGCUAUCCUACAGGCCUGAGGCUGGAUCUAUUAGGCUCAGGGAAGACAUACAUAAUGCUCAUGGUUACCAGUUCCUUGUCCAGUUUGCUCUUACACUAUGCAGCUUACACAAAAUUCAGGCUCAGCAAUCAUUGACCAUAGUAUCCGAAGAGGAUGGAUCAGAUCCAUCCCACAGAUUAGAACAAGAUAGAUUUCCAUGUGACCUUUCACCUCAACUGUCCCGGUUGCUUGAUGUUCUUGUAAAUUUGUCGCAAACUGGACCCUCUGAAGAUUUUGUUGGUAAAAGUAUGAAAUCUUCUCAUGGGAAGGGAACAGGUCACAGCAGAAGCCGGACUCCAUCAGCUGAGAAGUUUUCAGACGAUGUUUUGGAAAUUAGUAGUCCCAAGGUAAAAGAUCUUGAAGCUAUUCAGAUGCUACAGGACAUUUUUCUGAAGGCAGACAACUUGGAAGUACAAGCUGAAGUUCUCAAUAGAAUGUUCAAGAUUUUCUCGAGCCAUCUUGAAAACUACAAGCUGUGUCAACAACUGCGAACUGUCCCACUUUUCAUCCUAAAUAUGGGCGGUUUCCCUGCAGCACUUCAAGAGGUCAUCUUAAAAAUUCUAGAAUAUGCAGUUACUGUUGUAAACUGCAUUCCGGAGCAGGAAUUGUUAUCACUCUGCUGCUUAUUGCAGCAACCAAUUUCAACCAGUCUUAAGCAUACAGUACUCUCUUUCUUCAUAAAGCUCCUCUCCUUUGAUCAGCAGUACAAAAAAGUUCUCAGGGAAGUUGGAGUUCUGGGAGCAUUGUUAGAUGACUUGAAACAAAACAAGCUUUUCUCUGGAGACGAGCAGCAAAGCAAGAUCUUUUACUCUCCAGAGAUUAAGCCUAACACAGAUGAUUUUCAGAAAACUGUGGACAACAAAGACUCCAUUCUUUCACCGAAGUUAAUGGCUUCUGGUUCCACAAAAUUUCCCAUGUUUGAUCAUGAAGGUACAAUUACUGUUGCCUGGGAUUGCCUUUUUUAUCUGCUGAAGAGAGCCGAGACUAACCAGCAAUCGUUCCGAUCUUCCAACGGAGUCAACACCAUUCUUCCUUUCUUGGUAUCUGAAAGCCACAGAUCUGGCGUGCUACGGCUAUUGUCAUGCCUGAUAAUUGAAGAUUCUCUUCAGGCUCAUCCAGAAGAAAUAGGAUCACUGAUUGAAAUCUUGAAGAGUGGGAUGGUAUCAACCUCACUGGGUUCUCAGUGCAAGCUUGACAAUGAUGCAAAGUGUGAUACAUUCGGUGCUUUGUGGCGUAUUCUUGGGGCAAACAGUUCAGCACAAAGAAUUUUCGGAGAAGCCACUGGUUUUUCUCUGCUACUUACAACACUUCAUAGUUUCCAGAAUGAAGGUGAAAAUGAGGAGUCUGAACCAUCCUUGUUUACUCACAUGAAGAUCUUUGGUUUUCUGAUGCGAGCUAUGACAGCUGCCGUAUGCAACAAUCCUGUUAAUAGGAUAAGGCUGCACACAAUCCUGUCGUCGCACACUUUCUAUGAUCUUCUCUCUGAGUCUGGGUUGCUUUGUGUGGACUGUGAAAAACAAGUUAUCAUACUUUUGCUCGAGCUUGCACUUGAGAUUGUUCUUCCUCCCACCAGCAACCUGCAGGUAGAGAGCAUCUCAUCUGAAACUUCAGAGGACGAGCCAGGUUUCUUAUCUGCGACCUCGUUUGGACUUCCAAGGCUUGAUGGGGAACGAGCCUAUAAUGCCAGUGCAGUUGUCGUAUUGAUCCGAUCCUUGCUAACAUUUACACCUAAAGUUCAACUGGAGUUGCUGAGAUUUAUUGAGAAGCUAGCAAAUGCUGGUCCCUUCAACCAGGAGAAUUUAACUUCUGUUGGUUGUGUUGGUCUUUUACUUGAGACAAUCAACCCAUUUUUGGAGGGUUCGUCUCCUAUUCUCAAUCAUGCUUUGAGAAUUGUUGAAGUGCUAGGUGCCUACAGGUUGUCUUCUUCUGAACUAAGACUUCUUGUGAGAUAUAUACUUCAGCUGAAAGUUAAGCGUUCAGGUCAUCUUUUUGUUAAUAUGAUGGACAAGCUAAUUCAAAUGGAAGAUGUCAGACAAGGAGAUAUAUCUCUAGCCCCUUUCAUUGAGAUGGACAUGAGCAAAGCAGGCCAUGCAUCCAUUCAGGUGUCAUUAGGAGAAAGGACAUGGCCACCUGUUUCUGGAUACUCUUUCGUUUGUUGGUUCCAGUUUAGGAACUUCUUUAAAAGCCAUUCUAAGGAAACAGAAAAAACAUUAAAAGGGGCUUAUGGUAAAAGGAGUGGACAAGUUUUGCGCAUCUUUUCUGUGGGUACAGUGGAUGAUGCGAACACGUUUUAUGCAGAACUUUAUCUCAAUGACAAUGGUGUUUUUACUAUUGCCACAAGCAAUUCGAGUUCAUUGUCAUUUCCUGGUAUUGAAAUGGGAGAGGGGAAAUGGCAUCAUCUUGCAGUUGUUCAUAGCAAACCAAAUGCAUUAGCUGGCCUGUUUCAAGCAAGUGUAGCUAGCAUUUACCUUGAUGGAAAGCUGAGGCACACUGGCAAGCUUGGAUACUCGCCAUCCCCCUUUGGUAAAUCUUUGCAAGUAACACUCGGUACACCUGCUAUCCGUGGCAAAGUUUCUGACCUAUCAUGGCAGCUCCGCUGUUGUUACCUUUUUGAGGAAGUCUUGACACCAGGGAGCAUUUGUUUCAUGUAUAUUCUUGGACAAGGUUACAGGGGAUUGUUCCAGGACAGUGAUCUUCUGAGAUUUGUCCCUAACCGAGCCUGUGGUGGGGAGGUAAUGGCGAUUCUUGAUUCAUUAGAAGUGGAAGUAGCUGUACCAUCAAGCAGCCAGCGCAUUGAUAGCUCAAUGAAGCAAGGGAGUUUUAGACUUGAGAGCAGUGGAAUUGUAUGGGAUAUGGAAAGGUUAAGAAAUCUCUCCUUGCAAUUGUCUGGGAGGAAGCUAAUAUUUGCAUUUGAUGGAACAUCUUCAGAUGCUUUUCGUGCAUCCGGGACUCUUUCCUUGCUGAACCUUGUUGAUCCAACUUCUGCUGCUGCAUCCCCAAUAGGAGGUAUACCACGAUAUGGACGUCUAAGUGGUGAUGUUUACGUGUGUAAUCAAUGCACAAUUGGUGACACUGUUCAAACUGUCGGAGGAAUGCCUGUUGUGCUUGCUCUUGUUGAGGCUGCCGAAACUAGGGAUAUGUUGCAUAUGGCACUGGAAUUGCUUGCAUUAUCUCUUCAGCAGAGCCAUCAAAAUGUGAAAGACAUGCAGGCCUUGAGGGGCUACCAUCUUCUUGCUCUUUUCCUGCACAGGAGAAUGUCAUUAUUUGAUAUGCAAUCUCUUGAUAUCUUCUUCCGGAUCGCUGCCUGUGAGGCUUCAUUUCCUGAGCCACAGAAAUCAAAUAUAAAACGAACAUCGAGCUAUGCAUCUGGAAUCUCACCAGAGGCCAGUCUUGAUGAACUUAGCCUACUCAAGUUUGGUGAUGAUGUGUCUUCUGGUGGAUCACAUGGAGAUCUAGAUGAUUUUUCAGCUCAAAAAGAUUCAUUUAGCCAUCUGUCCGAGCUUGAAAAUGCUGACUUAGCUGGUGAGACUUCUGAGUUCAUAGUCUUGUCAAAUGCCGAUAUGGUUGAGCAUGUUCUCUUGGACUGGACUAUAUGGGUUGGUGCUCCUAUAUCAGUACAAAUAACUCUUCUUGGGUUUCUUGAGAGGAUGGUAUCAAUGCAUUGGUUUAGGAGCCACAAUCUCACAAUAUUGCGUCGGAUUAAUCUUGUGCAGCAUCUUCUUGUUACUUUACAACGUGGUGACGUUGAAAUUCCUGUGUUAGAGAAGCUAGUUGUGCUGCUUGGUGUCAUCUUGGAGGAUGGUUUUCUUGCUUCUGAGUUGGAGCUCGUUGUAAGAUUCAUAAUCAUGACAUUUGAUCCUCCAGAACUUACGCCAAACCGCCAGAUUGUCCGGGAAGCUAUGGGAAAGCAUAUUAUCGUGAGGAAUAUGUUACUGGAAAUGCUCAUUGAUCUACAAGUAACAAUAAAUGCUGAAGAGUUGCUGGAGCAAUGGCAUAAAGUUGUUUCAUCUAGAUUGGUCACAUAUUUCCUUGAUGAAGCUGUGCAUCCGACAAGUAUGAGAUGGAUCACGACUCUAUUAGGAGUUUGCCUUACAUCAUCUACUACAUUUGCUCUGAAAUUUCGUACAAGUGGCGGUUUCCAAGGGUUGAAUCAUGUGCUUCCAAGCUUUUAUGAUUCUCCUGAAAUAUAUUAUAUAAUAUUCUGUUUGGUUUUUGGGAAGCCUGUUUAUCCUCGAGUACCGGAGGUCCGCAUGCUUGAUUUUCAUGCUCUUAUGCCAAGUGAUGGAAACUAUGGAGAACUGAAGUUUGUGGAUCUAUUGGAUACUGUUAUCGAAAUGGCAAAAGCUACAUUUGAUUCAUUUAUUAUGAAGUCUAUGCUUGCACACCAGAAUAACAAUCUUUCACACCUUAAUGGCACCUUGGUUGCGGAUCUUGUGGAAGCAACAUCGGACAUGGGAGGAGAUCUUCAAGGAGAAGCUCUGAUGCAUAAGACAUAUGCCGCAAGAUUAAUGGGUGGUGAAGCAGCAGCACCUGCUGUUGCUACUUCAAUAUUGCGGUUCAUGGUUGAUCUGGCAAAGACGUGCCCACCAUUCUCUGCUGUUUGCAGGCGGCAUGAAUUCCUAGAAAGUUGUGUUGACCUAUAUUUCUCAUGUGCAAGGUCCCAUUGUGCACUGAAGAUGGCAAAAGAUCUAACAACUGCAACAACAGAUGAGAAGAAUAUGAAUGAUGAUGACAAUGAAAGUUCAAAAGAUACCUUCUCAUGUUUGCCACAGAAUCAGGAACAAUCUGCAAAAACUUUAAGUGUUGCAAGUUUUCCUCAGGAGCAUAAAAGUACCAGCUCAGGAAGCACUGACGUGCAGAACUCUUCUGAUAAUGGUGAAGUAAAAGCAGAUAGCUCUCCCAAUGAGGAGCUCAACCCUAAGAUUAUCAAUGGGGAAGCAAACCAAGCGUUUCAGAAUGCUCAUGAUAAAGGACAGUUAUCAGCUGUGAGAUCAAAUGGCAUCGGUGAUUCUCACCAACUAGCUGAUUCGCCCAGCUCGGUCUCUAUGAUUAACACUGGAUCCCCUGUUUUAUCUGAGAGAUCGACUCACAAAGCAGCAAGCACCCCUACUGCGUCUCCCAUGGCCCCAUUCACUUCUUGGGCUGGUAGCUCAGGAUCAUAUACUGAUGGUAGACACCUAACAGCCUCUCCUUCCAUGUCUUCAACUAUAUCUGCGAUGGACCUUGAUUCAUCUCCUGAUCUGAAGACAAGCAUUCAUGGAUCACCUGCAGUGAACACAUUCUUCCCAAUCAGUUCCAAGCUUCUGCUUGACAUAGAUGAUUUAGGUUAUGGGGGUGGCCCUUGCUCUGCUGGAGCCACUGCCAUCCUUGAUUUCAUUGCUCAAAUCCUCGCUGAUAUUAUCUCCGAACAGUUGAAAGCAACACUCUUUAUUGAGAGCAUUCUUGAGUCUGUGCCUCUGUUUGUAGAUGUUGAUUCUGCUUUGGUUUUUCAAGGCUUGUGUCUAAGCAGACUGAUGAACUUCCUUGAAAGAAAACUCUUGCUUGAUGACGACGAAGAUGGGAAGAAACUUGACAAGAGCCGCUGGUCUGUCAACUUGGAACCACUUUGCUGGCUGAUUGUUGAUCGUGUAUACAUUGGCUGCUUUCCAACCCCACUCGGUGUACUGCGAACUCUAGAAUUCUUGAUGUCCAUGUUACAGCUUGCCAAUCAAGACGGCCGUAUUGAAGACGCAGUACCUUCAGGUAAAGGUAUUUUAUCCAUUGCUCGAGGUACCAGGCAACUUGAUCCCUACAUCCAUGCCAUAUUGAAGAACACAAACCGGAUGAUAAUGUACUGUUUCCUGCCAACAUUCCUAAAGAAUCUCGGGGAAGAUGACCUGCUGGCAAAUCUGGAUUUCCUAACGGAAACAGGGAGAAAUUUAGCUUCUAAACCUCCCCAGGAAGAUUAUGCUGUUGAUAUUUGCACCAUUCUUCAGCUUUUGAUUGCCAACAAGAGAUUGGUUCUUUGCCCAAGCAAUGUUGAUACUGAUCUGAUGUGCUGUUUCUGCAUAAAUCUGAUGGCACUUCUUCGUGACAAGAGAUUAAGUGCUCAAAACUUAGCGGUGGAUUUACUUAAAUACCUGGUAGUGCACCGGCGUCCAUCUCUCGAGGACCUGCUAGUUUGUAAGCCUAACCAGGGGCAACAAACGGACAUCCUGCAUGGAGGGCUUGACAAAUUACUGACUGGGAGUACAUCAAUGUUUUUUGAGUGGCUUCAGAAUUCUCAGCAAACAAUUAGUAAAGUGCUAGAUCAGUGUGCUUUGAUAAUGUGGGUUCAAUACAUUACUGGCUCAGCAAAAUUUCCUGGUGUCAGAAUAAAAGGCAUGGAUGUCAGGCGCAAGAAAGAGAUGGGACGGAAAUCACGUGAAAUUGUAAAAUUAGAUGCAAGGUUCUGGGAACAGAUAAAUGAACGGAGAUAUAAUCUUGAUUUGGUCCGUGAUGUGAUGUCCACAGAGCUAAGAGCAAUUCGUCAAGACAAAUAUGGGUGGAUAUUGCAUGGAGAAAGUGAGUGGCAGAGUCAAGUUCAACAGCUUGUACAUGAAAGAGGUAUUUUCCCCAUUCGCCAAGUAUCCACAGAACCUGCAUGGCAGCUAUGUGCAGUUGAAGGACCAUACAGAAUGCGGAAGAAACUUGAGAACUCCAAAUUUAAGUUAGAUACUAUUCAGAAUGUUCUAACCAGCAGUCUUGGGUUUGAUGAUGUUACUGCGGCCAAGAAAGAGGAUGGAGACAUGUUGAUGACAUCUGGGUCAGAUACAAUGUCGGGAUUGAAUCUUUUGACCUAUGAAACUGAGCAGAGGGAACUUGAUGCUGCUGAUUUCACUUCUUUCAAAGAGGACGAUGACAUAUUCAAAGGAGGAAGCACAAUGUCACCUCCAGUUGGCUGGACUGAUGAUAAAAGCAGCAUUAAUGAGCAGAGUCUUCACUCUGCGAAUGAUUUCGGAGCAAAAUCAAGUUCUUUUUCUUAUCACAUGUCAGAGAGUGCCCAAGGUAAAUCUGAGUUUAAUUCACCAAGACAACCACCUUCAGUUAAAGGUACUGAUACAAGAACCUCAGAGGAUAAAUCGGAAAAGGAGUUGCUUGACAAUGGAGAAUAUCUCAUCAGACCUUAUCUGGAACCUUCUGAAAAGAUUAGGCAUAAAUACAAUUGUGAACGUGUUGCUGGUCUUGACAAGCACGACGGGAUAUUUCUAAUUGGGGAGCUUUGCUUAUAUAUCAUCGAGAACUUUUACAUUGAUGAUUCCAAUUGCAUUUGCGAAAAGGGUGAUCAAGAUGAGCUCUCUGUCAUCGAUCAGGCUUUAGGUGUGAAAAAGGAUAUAAUGGGAAGCAUUGAUUCCCAGCAGAAAUCACCUGCACCAUGGGGUGCAACUGCAAAUAUUUCACUUGGUGGCAGAGCAUGGGCAUACAAUGGAGGUGCUUGGGGUAAGGAAAAACUUUGCAGUAGCAGUAACCUGCCUCAUCCAUGGCACAUGUGGAAGCUUGACAGUGUCCAUGAGCUCCUGAAACGUGACUACCAGCUUCGUCCUGUUGCAAUCGAGAUUUUCAGUAUGGAUGGAUGCAAUGAGCUUUUAGUUUUCCACAAAAAGGAGAGGGAGGAAGUUUUCAAAAUUCUGAUUGGCAUGAACCUCCCGCGGAAUAGCAUGUUGGAUACGACAAUAUCAGCUUCUUCUAAACAGGACAGUGGUGAGGGGAGCCGUCUUUUCAAAAUCAUGGCAAAGUCGUUCUCCAAACGGUGGCAAAGUGGAGAAAUUUCCAACUUCCAGUAUCUGAUGCAUUUAAAUACACUUGCUGGUCGAGGGUAUAGUGACCUUACACAGUACCCAGUAUUUCCAUGGGUUCUUGCAGAUUACAACAGUGAUACCUUAGAUCUGACAAACCCGCAGACGUUUCGUAAGCUUGAUAAACCAAUGGGAUGUCAAACAGAGGGAGGAGAAGAGGAAUUCCGCAAGAGAUAUGAUAGCUGGGAUGAUCCUGAUGUACCAAAGUUCCAUUAUGGUUCUCAUUAUUCAAGUGCUGGGAUUGUCCUUUUCUAUCUCUUAAGGCUUCCUCCCUUCAGCAUGGAAAACCAGAAAUUGCAGGGUGGACAAUUUGACCAUGCAGACCGGUUAUUCAAUAGUGUGAGAGAUACAUGGUCAAGCGCUGCUGGUAAGAGCAACACAUCAGAUGUGAAGGAACUCAUUCCGGAGUUCUAUUAUUUGCCUGAGUUUUUGGAAAACCGAUUUAAUCUGGACCUGGGGGAAAAACAAUCAGGAGAGAAGGUCGGUGAUGUUGUUUUGCCACCUUGGGCUAAAGGUAGCACCCGAGAAUUCAUUAGGAAACACCGGGAAGCCCUGGAAUCAGACUUCGUAUCUGAGAAUCUGCAUCACUGGAUUGAUCUUAUUUUUGGAUAUAAGCAGAGAGGAAAGGCAGCUGAAGAUGCCGUCAAUGUUUUCUAUCACUACACAUAUGAAGGCAAUGUUGAUAUAGAUGCGGUAUCAGAUCCUACAAUGAAGGCUUCGAUACUGGCACAGAUCAAUCAUUUCGGACAGACCCCCAAACAGUUAUUCCAAAAAGCCCAUCCACAGCGACGGACCGAUAGGAAAGUUCCUCCUCAUCCUCUACGCUACAGCGCUUAUCUUACACACCAAGAAAUUCGAAAAACUGCAUCAGCAGUGUCCCAGAUUGUGAGCUACAAUGAUAAGAUCCUAAUUGCUGCAGCAAACAGCCUGCUCAAACCAGUAACUUAUAAUGAGUACAUCUCAUGGGGAUUUCCUGACCGCAGUUUGAGAAUAUUGACCUAUGAUCAGGAUAGACUUCAAUCAACACAUGAGAACCUUCAUGGUGGUAGUCAGAUACAGUGCACUGGAGUGAGCCAUGAUGGCAACAUUCUCACCACAGGUGGUGAUGACGGAGUAGUCGCGGUAUGGAGAUUUGUCAAAGAUGGCAUUCGUCGUCUCUUGAGAAUGGAGAAAGCCCUGUGUGCUCACACGGCCAAAAUAACAUGUGUCUAUGUCAGCCAGCCUUACUCGUUAAUUGUCUCAGGCUCUGAUGACUGUUCCGUCAUCUUGUGGGACCUGACAAGCCUUGUAUUUGUGAAGCAGCUACCUAAGUUCCCAGCAUCAGUGUCUGCGUUGCAUGUAAACAACCUCACUGGUGAGAUUCUGACUGGUGCCGGUGUUCUUUUUGCUGUUUGGACCGUUAACGGAGACUGUCUUGCUGUGGUGAACACCUCUCAGCUUCCUUCUGAUCUCAUCUUGUCAGUGGCGAGCACCACACACUCAGACUGGCAGGAUACAAACUGGUAUGUGACAGGUCACCAAAGUGGUGCUGUCAAGGUAUGGAAGAUGGUUCACUGCACGUCUGAUGAAGCAGCAGACAGCAAAAACAAAUCGCCGACAACCACCUUUGGAGGGCCGGGCCUGAAUGGCCAGACACUGGAAUACAGGCUACUCCUUCAGAAGGUUCUCAAGUCACACAAGCACCCGGUCACUGCCCUUUGUCUAACACCCGACCUGAAGCAGCUUCUGAGCGGGGAUGCCAGUGGUCGCUUGUUUUCAUGGUCACUGAAAGAUGACAGCUUUAAGGGUUCAUAGCAAUAGAGAAAUCAGGAUUCACCUGCACAUAUCGAAAGCAAUUGAUUAGAUUAUAUCUGGUAAACUGACAAGCAUCUGCUUGUGCUGACAACAAGAGCACAGGGUUGGGCUCGGCUUGCAGAAACGUGCCAUAUGGAGACCCCUCUCGACGUGCAGGCCAUUGGAUGAUGUAAGGCCAAAUACAACUGAAACAUAUUGAAAGGGGGAAGAAGCGAAUGAGGCGAUCGAGGCAUUGUUGUGCUGACAAUAUAAUCUUAUACUGUGCAUUAUGUGCUGGUUCUACCUCCUGCUCUUGUAUUUUUUUCAGGAGAAAGAGUUCCAUGGGGGUAGAGGCCAGUGUUUGUAAAGUGUGUAUAGGAUGUUUUGGUAGGGGAUGGUUGCUGGUUGGGUUGGACGAUGAUGUUGUAUUGUCACUAUGCUUUUGUUUGGGGAUGGAUGCAAGGGAAGUGGUGUUAGGUUCUUUUUUUCUUUAGUUUUUCUUUUUAUCCCCCAAGAAGUGGUGUUGUUCAUUCAUUGACUAGGUGUAAUUUGAGCACCCUUCUGUUCACUUGAGAUCAUUGCACAUACAUGCAAGAGAUUUUGUCCGCCAAA